AUGUCAAUGAAGUAUUUCUGUGAGUGUCAGAUUGCUGUAAAUGUGUUGAUAAAUUUUGCCACCAAAUUAGGUCCUACUUAUUCUGGCAAUAUGGGGCAUGAUAACGAGUUCAAUCUUUUGUCGACAAAUGUUCGUGGGAUUCGCACUUUUGAAAAGCGGAAAGCUGUUUUUAGUUGGCUUGUAAAUUCCGAUGCUGACAUAUUUUUCUUGCAAAAAACAUACAGCGCUCGCGAUAUUGAAAAUAUCUGGAGAAAACAAUGGAAGGGCGAAGUGUUCUUCUCUCAUGGCAGCAAUCAUAGCAGAGGCAUUGGUAAGGGAUAAUUUAGAUUUCAAAGUACAUUCUAUCAAGGUAGAUUCUCAAGUCCCGUGCAAACGGACGCAACUUUGUUCGCCAACAACUCCCAACAUUGUUGGAUGUUACAUGUUGCGUCCGUUUGCACACCCUUUUGCAUGUUGUUGGAUGUUGUUGCGUGUUGUUGAGCAAAGUUUAAAACCGGUCAAACUUUUCAGCCAACAACUCCCAACAUUUUUUUUGUACCGUGAUCGCCAAAGCGUAGCGCAACAAUGUUGGAUCCGUUUGCACAGCUCUUCCAACAUUGUUGGGGCCGGGCACGCUCAUUACGCAUGGUUUACAAAGACUUAUGGGCUGUAUCCUUCCCACGAUGCACUGCAGGUCCCAACAUUGUUGGGAGUUGUUGCAUCCGUUUGCACGCCACUGCCAACACGCACGCAACAACUCCCAACAUUGCUGACGCAACAAUGUUGGGAGUUGUUGGGUCCGCUUGCACGCAGCCUCAAGGUCGCUACAUUUUUUCAGGAUUCACCUUACUUUAUUUUAAACAUUUACGCUCCAAAUAAGUGAAGUGAACAAUUUCUCUUCUUCAAAGACGUAUUGGAUAUUCUAAAAGGUGCAAGAGCGGAACAAGAUCACCCAUUUAUACUCGGUAGGGACUUUAAUGUCAUUCUUGACCACGUUAUAGAUGCGCAGGGCGGCAAUAGUAAAAGGAAAGACUCCAGAAAAAUUAUUGAUGUCCGCCAUAGUUAUUAGAGGAGACUGGUUAUGAAAAGCGGCAAACAUCAAUGAUAAAAACAACAGUGCUGCAGUUUAUGUUCAAAGCACCGUGAAAGUGCACAAUCCUUUGUUUUCUGUUGGCAAAUUGUUACGGAAUAAAUUAAUGCAACGUUUUUAUUGGUCAAUACAAUCAAAAUGAUAGGAAUUCUUUUGAACGUUGUGCACUUUCAGGUCCACAAAAACAUAUAACAAAGGAGUCUGACGGGUUUCAUAACCAUUCCACUCAAUUAACUAUGUGUCCGCUGAGCUUGAUUUAGUGGACAUCCGGCGCAUAAGAAACCCCACAGUUACACGUUUUACUUGGCGUCAAAAGAAACCAAUCAUACAAAGGCGCUUAGAUUAUUGGCUCGUAAGCCGUGAUGAUAGUUCACAAGAUGACAUAGAUUCAGUGGACAUUAAAACGUCAAAUCAGACCAUUCAGCAACAAUAGAUGAUCUUGAAAAAUGACCUGAUUUCUGGAAAUUUAAUUCAAACCUAGUAAAUGAUUCGGCUUAUUGUGAGCUUUUAACUAUUAAAGUAUAUGCCAGUUGGUUACAAGAAUUCAAACGUGUCUUAUGGGAUUUGAUUAAAUACAAAAUUAGACAGCAAACAGUCAGAUACAGCAAAACUAAAGCCCGCGAAAGAAGAGCAAAACUACAAAAGCUUGGUGAGGAGGAUAAAAAGGAAUGUAAGGAAAAAUGCGAUUCCGAUCCGAAUACAAGUUAAAAAAACUGGAGGAACUCGAGUGUCUUCGGACGGAAUAUGAUACUAUGUAUGAUUAUAUUACACAAGGUGCGAUCAUUCGUUCUCGGGAAACUUGGUACGAAUUGGGCGGGAGAAAUAACAAAUAUUUUUUGAAUCUAGAAAACUCCAAUAUAAAGAGAAGCACAUUGCGGAAAGUGUUUAACAGGGAAGUUCCGAAGGAAAGCUAACUACAGACCCUAAACAAAUAAUGAAUGAGUUAGAAGCAUUUUAUUCUGACCUUUCUGAUGGUGGUGCAUGUGCAAACACGGGGUCGUGUUCCUCAUUUUGA
Porites lobata is the source of this 2084-nucleotide messenger RNA. The record is from the annotation of a GenBank genome assembly. Lineage: Eukaryota; Metazoa; Cnidaria; Anthozoa; Scleractinia; Poritidae.